CACCCUAUAUAGUUCAUACAUGGUUGUAGCAUUCCUUCGUUCCUUACUGCUAUAUAUAUUUUCAGCAUUUGCGAUUACUUCUUCUGUCUUACAUUUUUCACGUGCAUUUUAAUUGAAAUGUUAUUUCAUUCUCAUAGGAUUAUUUACAUUAACGCGAUUCGACCGUCGAAAUAUAUAAUCACAUUUACAUCGAGAUGUGCACUAACGUGUCGGUGGAGUGUCCCUCUGUGGUCUACGCUUUCCUCACUAAUCUACGCUCUGAGCUCGACUGCGGCCCUGACAUUCAGGAAGGCUUUCUGCUUGGGUCGUUGACGCACUACACGCGCACGCAGAUCACCGACGCCGACAUGGGCGCGCAGACUAGCCACACAAAGCGGCACAUUUCAUCGUACCUGCCAAUGGACGGGCUAGGUGAGAUGUACAACGCCAGCGGCGCCGUUAGAGACUACACGCUCGCCAGGGUCAAAGAGUUCGCCCAUGCCAACCACCUGAGCGUGGUGGGCUGGUACCGAUGGCUGUCGGAGAAAGAUCCCUGGGAGCGCAAGGUAAUAAUGGAGCGUCGCAUACACAAGCAGCUACAGCAGAAGCUCGACGCUGAUCAGGGCUUCCUGCUACUGCUGUUCAACACGUGCAGGGAGGGACCAGACGUUCCGCCCAGCCCCACGCACCUCCUGCUGUGCCUCAAUGACGCUGGUCACUGGGUGAGGCUGCCGCUGCAGUUGAUAAACUUGGGCAACACCUUGAGCAGCGCCUACAAGCAACACCUCGAGACUGACAACCAUGAGCACUACACCUCCUUGGUGCUCGCUGCUGUCCUGCAGCAGCCGCAGCCAGUGAAGCACCAAAAACUCGCAGUGGAGGCGGCCAAGAAGCAACACGCGAGCUUGUUGAACGUAUUGCAAAAGCACCUGUCACCGUUGUCAGAGGCGCAGGUGCAGCGCAGCAAGAAGGUGCAGCAGCUACAAAUGCUGCGCUCCAUCUGCUAUCAGCAUGGCAUCAACCCUGGUGAGCCGCCUGCAGAAGAACAGCCCGCGUGUGAAGAUUUCGAACCUGAGGAAAUUUCGUCCAACAACUGCCGAGUUGUGUGCCGAACUGUGGGAUUUGGAAGUCCUACUAAAUUUUACCCAACUACUCCCGUGUCCGAUGUUAUCUUCAGCACCAGCCAAAUCAAAAUUAGUGUUGAAUCUCUUGUUUCCGGAUCCCCACAAGUCGUGGAAAUAAUCAUUGAACUGUCUGAUAUUAUUAAUGUUUUCUGCCAUUUUGGCAAGCGUAUGGCAGCUCUUUUCGUCAUCGUAGAAGGCGUCGCUGUCGACGAAAUUCGACGCAAAUUGGAAAUCGAAGAUGACUUUUGUCGUGCGGUGCUCUUGCCCGAAAAGAGUAAUGAAGAAACUGAGGCUGCCAUCAAGAAUAUUUUCAAGAGUCGCAUUGCCAAGAAUAAGGAAUUUUUGUGGGAAGUAGACCAUGAUCUGGCCAAAAAGUUGUUUGAGGAUUUUGGGGUUCCAGAAAGGCAUACUACUUUGUGUCAAACCUCCAAUUACAUCAAGCGAUUGCCUCAAGAUUCAGAAACGCUCCUGAUUUAUCCACCACCACCUCAGAAGAGUGGCAUUUGCAUCACCAUGCUUGACUACAAAAGUCUGCAAGAAGAGAGCUUCCUCAAUGAUACUAUUUUGAACUUUUACCUCAAUUGGUUUCUAGGUAGGUUGCCGGAGAAGCAGCGCAACAAAGUUCAUUUGUUUUCUACACUAUUCUACAAACGUCUAACAACUAAGUAUCAUCAUCCUGCUGAAGAUGAUCCACGACUUUCAGCUGCGGCGAAACGACAUGCCAGAGUCAAGUCCUGGACUAAAUGUGUAGAUAUUUUUGACAAAGACUUCAUCAUCAUUCCAGUCAAUGAACAGGCACAUUGGUUCCUGGCCAUCAUUUGCUUCCCUGGACUGCGCGAACCAGUCCAUUUUGAGUCUGGAGCGCCCAUAGCUCCUGAGGCCCUGGCUGCGGAGCAGGCAGCAUGCGUCAAAAAUGGCGCUGGCAGGCGUAAAGUACGGCACCAGCAAAUUCCUAUCAUUGAUGAUGGGGAGUGCAGCCACCGUGACGAAGCUGAAGGGGACGAAGAUGAGCUUGAAGAAGACGAGGAUGAGGAUGAUGACGCCAACAGUCUGCAACCCUCGAGGGAGAAAAGCAAAACUACAGAGCAGCAGAUCCCUGGGUUAGGAGGUGACGAGGAGCAGCAGCAGACGCCACCUGCCAAGAAGAAGUCUGCCUGCACAUUGCCGCCCAUUAAACAACCCUGUAUAUUAAUUUUGGACUCGCUGCCGUGCGCUCCUGACCGUGAGCACACCGUUGCCAUGCUGAGGGAUUACCUCAGAAUGGAAUACAUAUGCAAACGCAAAAGAAACGAUCGCACCUUCACACGCGAGACACUGAAGGGCGCUGUGCCAUGCGUACCGAAACAGACCAAUUUCAUCGACUGCGGCCUCUACACUCUUCAGUUCACCGAGAGCUUCUUUCGUCAACCUCUGAAGGACUACCGGUUUCCUAUAUCUUCAAUCGUCAACUGGUUUGACGAAGCCAUCGUAGCUGGCAAGAGGAAAGCCAUUGCGCGGCUCAUCAAGACCCUAAUGGAUGAAUAUAAUCCUAACAACAACUUUAUACUUCCACCAAUAAGCUUCAGUACGCCCGGAGAACGCCCGAAGAAAGUACGAAGAAAAAUGUGAACGGGAGUAAAAAAUCGUGCUUCCCAAGCCAAGAAGCGUGAGCGUCAGCAUAAACUGUUGUUGACGGUCUUUCGUCUUCAUCCUGUUCUUCUGAUAUCGGUGUAGGACCUCAUUUUGUGUCAAAUGUGUUGUCUUCCAAUUUGAUGAUGCGCAACAGUUCCUGCAAGUUAGUAACGAGUUCCAAUGACGCAAUGAACUCGGCUAACAUUUCAACACUUUCUUCAAAAUCGUUGUCGGAUUCACUUGGACCAAACUAUGUAAAAUUCUCUCACGUGGAGGUUGAACUCGCUUCUAUUAACCGGUCUGAUGCAGCUGGAAGUCCGGUGUCGACGGAUGCCUCAUGUAAUAUUUGAUUUGGAAUUAACUACAUCUUUAUUUUGACUGAUUUAGAAUCCUCACAGCUCGCCAAGUUUGCAGAAUCACUCCACUAGUGCGUCGAUUGGCAGGACUCUUGGUGCCGCUUCGACGGCUGACUGCGUUUUAUCAAGUGGUCAGGUUGCGAGCUUAGUUUUCUGUUUUGUUUUUCCUUUCAUGGAAAAAAUGUUUACAUUUUCGAUGCCUGCCGAACUAGAAUUAAUCACUGUAUGCGAGUGUAAGCUGGCUUGCUAAUAAAAAUAUAAAAAGACAAG
Messenger RNA from Hyalella azteca, 3340 nucleotides. RefSeq lists its product as uncharacterized. The record is from RefSeq and is a predicted model, not a curated record. Gene Ontology annotation, molecular function: SUMO-specific endopeptidase activity. Gene Ontology annotation, biological process: protein desumoylation. Bases 195 to 2711 code for a protein of 838 amino acids. NCBI's taxonomy places the organism in Eukaryota, Metazoa, Arthropoda, Malacostraca, Amphipoda, Hyalellidae. Gene Ontology annotation, cellular component: nucleus; cytoplasm. The transcript is spliced from 15 exons.